Knipowitschia caucasica is the source of this 1500-nucleotide messenger RNA. Lineage: Eukaryota; Metazoa; Chordata; Actinopteri; Gobiiformes; Gobiidae. The record is from the annotation of a GenBank genome assembly.
AUGGACAGUCUGGAGAGCAGUCGUUUGCCCCUGAGCUGCAGAAGAGCAGUACUGACUUUGCUCCCAAAGAAGGGUAAUCUGCAGGUGUCGCUGCUCUGCAUGGACUACAAGAUCCUGUCCAAGGUGAGAGGGGUCAUGGCCUCGGUCAUCCACGUGGACCAGACGUACUGUGUGCCCAGCAGGCUCAUAGGGGAUAACCACACCCUGAUCAGAGAUGUUUUGGAGGUCUCCGGCUCAUUGGGAAUCAACCUGGGACUGAUUUCCAUGGACCAGGAAAAGGCGUUUGACCGGGUUGAACACCAGUUCCUCUGGCAGACCAUGACUGCCUUUGGGUUCAGCCCUGGGUUCAUCGCCCACAUCCGGACUGUGUAUUGUGACAUCAUGAGUGUACUAAAGGCCUUGAACCACCAGAGACUGUGUGACCGAGCAGACACUGUGUGGAGGUCACACCUGGGCACCGCCUUCAGCCCGGCCUGGGGGGCCCUGUACAAGCCCCCUCUGACCAAGAAACAGGGGGACCUGCAGUGGAGGCUGCUGCAUGGGGCAAUAGCAGUCAAUGCCUUUGUGUGUAGGGUGAACAGGGCUGUGGGGGAGGGCUGUCCCUUCUGUGGGGAGAGGGAGACAGUGUUCCACUGCUUCUGGGAGUACUCCAGCCGCAGCAGGAGGAGGGGGCGGCUGCUCAGUUUCCUCGUCGGUCAGGCCAAGAUGGCCGUCUACGUGAGCAGGAGGAGGAUGGUCCAGGACCAGGGUGAGAUCAGUCCCAGGGCUCUGCUGGUCCGGAUGGUCCAGGCCAGACUCAGGCUGGAGUUCGGUCUCUACAGGAUAAAUGGGGAUCAGGAGGGGUUUGAGGAGCGCUGGGGGUUCAGGGAGUGUGACGAGUCGGUGGACGCGAGUGACACCGCGCAGCUGGCUCUUUUCGUGCGUAUGGUGUUUGAGGACUUCUCCACCAAAGAGGAGUUUUUGACCUUGCUUCCACUAAAAACCUCCACCAGGGGAAUAGACAUCUACAACGUCGUAAAAGGAUAUGUGGUGGAUAAAAAGUUCCCUAUUAGAAAGCUGGUGUCCAUAACGAGUGAUGGAGCCCCUGCUAUGACUGGCCGCCACAACGGAUUUAUUGCGCAUUGCAAAGCGGACCCGGACUUUCCCAAGUUUUUGAACUACCACUAUAAUCAACUCCAUUCGACCAAAGGCAAAGCAACAUCGGAGCUUCAAAUUGUUCCUGGAGGAAUGCGCCGCGGAUCACGGGGAUCUUCUCCUUCAUACGGACAUCAGGUGGUUAAGUCGCGAAGAGAGACCCGCCCAGAGGAGAGAGACCUGCCCAGAGGAGAGAGACCCGCCCAGAGGAGAGAAAGGCACGCCCAGAGGAGUGAGAGACCCGCCCAGAGAAGAGAGAGGCACGCCCAGAGGAGAGGGAGCCCCGCAAAGAGGAGAAAGAGACACACCCAGAGGAGAGAGAGACACGCCCAGAGGAGAGGGAGACCCGCCCAGAGGAGAGAGUGA